UUUUUUGUUAUAUAUCUUUCAAUAAUUCACCAUAUUCCAGGCAUUUAUUUUCCGAUACUAAUGGUGCAUAUUUUGUAAUGUAGCUCUUGUACUUUUCCUGAUUUGCUUGCAAAAUUUGUGACAUAUUUUCAUCAAAACAUUGCCGCAUAAAAAAUGCCGGCAAGCAUAACGGGAAAGGUAAAAGAAGUAUGUAACACUGCACUGAAUGGUUCAACGCAAUUUUGGGGUCACCCCCCCCCCCCCACACAUUUGGAGGUGAGUGACUUUAACGGCCAUCUUGAUUAUGAACACUUGAGAUCACAUGCAUAGAUCCCUGACCUAUCUAAUUCUUAUUAUCAGAUUAGUGGAAACAAUAACAAUUUCACCACAACCUAUUUGUAAACAAAAGAGCACAUGACUAUGUUUGUGGUUAAAUCGUUGCUAUUCAAAUAAAAGGUCAGAGUAGGGAUCUAUCAAUUUGACCGCUGUCUCGUACAAGCCAGGAAAAAGAAAAAGUCAAAAUAGCAAUGUUUGUCUUUGAUUAUAUGAGUUAAGUACCCGAAAGUUUACAACCAUCACCUGGUCCUAUAGAAUAGAUAACGGUUUUACAUCCCGUAUUAUUUAGACGUCACUAUAUAAGUAGUGCUAAUUGAACAGUGUAUCUAUUAAUUGAAACUGUUUCGUUUUUACAUUAUCGUGUGAAAGGUCAAAUUGUUUGUGAUAACAGAUAUUUUACGAUGAUUUGACUUUUUGUGGUGGGGAAAUUUAUAUUUAAAAGAAAACACUCUCGGAUUGUGUAGCGUUUAUUUUUUUGGACAGAAAUUAUUAGAUAAUUGGAACUUCUAUUUUUUAAAAAGAAACACGUGAAAAGAUGUCAAUAAAUGCGGAAGAUGUACCAAUAAGGCAACACAUGGAAGAUCCGGAAAUUGUGUGGCGUCAUGGGUCUAAACCCGACUAUACUGAUGUUAAUGAAAAAUUUAUAAAAGAAAGAACUAGAAAACACAAACAAGGAUCUUUGGAGAGAAUAGUUGAGGACUUAGUGAAAACUUGGGAGAUGGAAAGUAGUCACAAGACAAGAAAGAGGGACUGGGGUUCUGUUGACCCGGACAAGUUUUACAUCAGUUCAAACGGUGGUAGGAAGUUCAAUUUAGAUGAUAACAUAGAGUAUGGUAACUACAAUAUGCUCAUGGACGAGAGCGUUCUGUAUGAUGCCAGCAAAGAAACUAAUGAUUCGUCACAUGAACUGUUCAGGAAGACGUUUGAUAAUAAAUUUCCAUGGGAAGUGUUAGAAGUCCAAUCUGGACCACCUACAGUAACGUUCACUUGGCGCCACUGGGGAGAGUUUGUCGGUCGCUAUAAAGAUGUUGAGCCUACAGGGGAGACCCUAGAAAUGUACGGGAGCUGUGUUGUUCGGGUCAACGAGAGUCUGAAAAUUGAGUCAAUUGAAGUUUUUUAUGAUCCAAAUAUAAUGCUAAAGAAAUUGACAAACACGGGGGAUAAGGCAAAGUGCCCAUUUCAUCACUAACCUAUAGAUUUUUUGAAUGAUCAUAAUUUUUCCGGUAUUAAAAUUCAACAAAAAAGAAA
Ruditapes philippinarum (Manila clam) is the source of this 1563-nucleotide messenger RNA. RefSeq lists its product as uncharacterized. Bases 851 to 1504 code for a protein of 217 amino acids. The record is from RefSeq and is a predicted model, not a curated record. Lineage: Eukaryota; Metazoa; Mollusca; Bivalvia; Venerida; Veneridae. The transcript is spliced from 4 exons.